AGAAAUUGACAGUGGGCCGGGCUUGUCCAGGCCAGGAUUUGCACUUUUCUCCUCCGCAGCAGUCUCUCUCCACUGCAGUGAGAGGAAGGAGCAUCGGCGCCGCCGCCGACCUCAAUCGGCUCCGUCGGCGGCAGCCACCCUCGAAUCGAGCUUGUUGGCGGCGGUGUCUGAUCGGAAGGAGAGGGGAACAACCUGUCAUCCCCCUCUGCACCGUGUCACCGGCCAGGUAAUGGUCUCCCUCCUCCCUCCCUCCCGCGCCCGCCCAUCCCCGCCUCCCUCAGCUGCCCCUCCGGAUCCCUCCCUCCCUCCGGCCCCUCUCCACGACGCCGCCGCGCCUGUCUGCCGCUUCUCCUUCGGAUCCCGCGCCUCCGUCGUCCUGAUCCGCGCGCCUCCGCCUCCUUCACCCACCCACCGCCGACGGCGACGCCCUCCGCUGCUCCACUCAGGGCUCCCGCGCCCUUCAUCCGCGCGAGGGCGGGUCCGCUCUUCCCCGGCAUCAGCAGAUCUUCACCAGCGACAGCGAGUUGCUGAAGUUCAAAUUGGGCAAUGGAUCUGGACACAGAGAAUCGUCUAGCUUCAUUACUCCUUGAAGAAGCACGGAGAUUACAGUUAGAGGCUGACAGGGAAGGUGUUCAUGCAUAUCUGCGAAAGCCCAAUGUUAGGCAUCGUCCAAACUCCCGUUUCCUCACAGCCACAGUUCGUGGAGUUCAACAAGCAAACCGUGUUGUGGAGGUUGAUGAAAUGUGGCGUGCCAGGGAGAUGGAACUUGAACUUGAGUCUAAGCUGAAAAGAAGAAAUAAAGAGCGUGGUGACUCUAGAGGGGAGAAACGCAAAGGUGACUCGAGAAAUAUGAGUUCCAGCUCAAAGAUUGAAGAGGGAACUGCUUAUAAUAGUUCUUACUCAGACCAGGGGGGUGGUCUAGGGGACGAUGAAGUUGAAAAGUUUCUGCAUUCAAGGGUAAAGCGAGGAAGAGGUGCCGUUGGCUCUAGGAUGGAUGAACCUGGUCCAUACCUAAAGGCUUCAUCGCAUUGUCGAGACAAAGAACCUAGCCCGGAUAUACGUUUGGAAGAAAAAUGGGAACGCCGAGUGCAAGGUCCGGAGAGGCCACUGUUUUUGAGAUCCAUGUCUCCUGAUGAUUGUUGGCAUAAGGAAACAUUGGAUGAUAAGCCAUCCAGCUCUUCUGAACCACACAGGAAGAAGGAAAAUAAAAAGGAGAGGAAAUCGGAGAAAAAAGAGAGAAAGGAGAGAAAAGAUGAGAAGAAAUCCAAGCAUCGGCACCGCCACCACCAUCACAAAAGCGGAAGAAGGGAGUGAUGUGCCCUAUUACUGAACUACAAUAUGUACACAGGAAAGGGUUCUGUUACUGAAAGAUGCUGCUGCCUGCUGCUGUUACUUGUUCACUAGAUACCUGUGUUGUAACUCAAACUCCGCCAGUGCGCACAAGGGGAUACGGUUGGUACCGUGCCCUGUGUUAAACAUGAUCGUAUUAUGUGUUGCUCGAGUUGAACUUUCUUUGCUUAAUUAUAAUAUGAUUGACAUCCAAUGAA
Triticum aestivum (bread wheat) is the source of this 1547-nucleotide messenger RNA. RefSeq names its product nucleolar protein 58. The record is from RefSeq and is a predicted model, not a curated record. Bases 547 to 1314 code for a protein of 255 amino acids. The transcript has 5 exons. Lineage: Eukaryota; Viridiplantae; Streptophyta; Magnoliopsida; Poales; Poaceae.